UAUAACGCGGUUCAUUCGAUUUUACGAGCGAAUUUUAUUGAAAAUAAUUAAAAAUAUACUCUUAUGUUAUGAAUUUUUAUUUGUGAUUUAAUGAAACGUUUUAUUUUCAAUCAAUAUUUCAGCUCUAAAGUGUUUUUGUAGUUCAUAAUCGGUUGUAUUCUUUAAAUGUCAGUGCUCAUAACCUUGUAUAAGGAAAUUAUAUUUCACUUAAUAAUUGGAUAAGCUGCAAAAUUAACUCGAAAGGCCGAAGCUAAUAAUGCUUAACUCCAGCUUAAGAAGCUACAAGAUUAUAAAUAUAAAAACUUUUUUGUUAAAAAGUAAAACGAACCAAUAUUCGAAUGGUCCCAUAAAUAUAACGUCAUGCCUGUGUGGAAGUUCUUAUUUAAAAAACCAAAGAAACUCAGAUAGAGUUCAUUUAAAACAUUUUAGAGUGCAUUCGACACAAACCGAUCAACAUAGACAGAAAGUUGUUAUCGAAACGUCAACUCCUAAGAUAGUGAUAAACAAAAUUAAGGAUAAAGUGUUGCCAGAUGAGAAAGACGUUGAAGCGAAUUUAAGACUUGCAUGGAGAGAGAAAAUAAAUCCCUAUAUAAAGUUAGCUAGAUGGGAUCGACCAAUUGGUGUAUAUCUUCUAUACUGGCCAUGUUCCUGGUCAAUAGCCUUGGGUUCCUUAUCCGGUACAGUUCCUUUGAGCACGAGCUUGGAGAUGGCAGGUCUAUUUCUUGUUGGUGCUGGUUUAAUGAGAGGAGCUGGGUGUACCAUUAAUGAUUUAUGGGACAAAGAUGUGGAUGCACAGGUGGAAAGAACGAAGGAUAGACCGCUGGUUUCCGGAGCGUUAUCAAAUAAACAGGCUGUGGGCUUCCUAGCGCUACAGUUGAGCUUAGCUCUUGGUGUGCUGCUACAAUUGAAUUGUUACAGCGUGGCGUUGGGAGCUGCGAGCAUGAUUCUAGUCAUAACCUACCCGUUAGCUAAGCGUUUUACGAAUUACCCCCAAAUCUUCUUGGGGGCAACAUUCAACUGGGGGGCCUUGCUCGGCUAUUCGGCUAUCACCGGCUACAUCCAGCCAGAUGUGUGCAUACCCUUAUAUAUAUCAGCUCUGGCCUGGACUGUGUUAUAUGAUACGAUAUAUGCGCAUCAGGACAAACACGACGACGCCCGGCUGGGUAUAAAGUCGACGGCGCUGACGUUCGGCGCGCACACGAAGAGCGCGCUGGGCGGCGCGCUGGCGGCCAGCCUGGGCGCGCUGGCGCUGGCCGGGCUCGGCGCCGGCCUGGGCGCGCCCUACUACGGCGCGCUGGCCGCCUACGCGGGCCACGCGGGCAGGCAGAUUUACACCUUAAAUCCUGAUAAUGCGGAUGAUUGCGCGAAGAAAUUUAAAUCGAAUUCAAUGGUGGGUUUGAUCAUACUUCUAGGUAUAUUAGGGGGGGGUUACCAUCAAUACGUGGAUAACAGGGAGAGGAAUCGAGGCAAGGAAGACCUCAGUGUUACUAAAAGCUGUUUCUUUAGUUCGUAAGUUUUCAAUGGUGUUAUAAUGUUGCCAGUAGUUAAAAUAAUAGCGAUCAUCAAGACAGGGUUUAAAAUAUGGCUGCCUUCCGCUAUAUUACAUCUAGAUAUAUGCGAAUAUCUAAUUAAUUCAAUCAAGUUAAAAAAUUAAGAUAGAUGGUCCGUUUUAAUUCAAUUAUUUUAUGGCAUAAUAUUUUUUUUUAUUAUGGCAUUGCGUCUAAAUAACUUAUAAUAUAGAAAAAAAUCCAAACGCACAUAUAGCUUGAGUAUAUUUUCGGAUAAACGUGUCAAAAACUGUUUGCUCAGGUAAACGCUUUGCACAGUUAAACGCGUUCACUUUGUUGUAUGGUAUUGAUUUCAUUAAAAUUGUAAAUAUUAAAAAAAAAAUUACAGCAUGUUAUCGUACAUUGAAAUCAAUUUCACUCCAAUUUUCAAAUUUGUUAAAAUAAACAAGUAAACGCUUACUUAGUCGCGUUGUAAUUGAGUAAAAUAGUAAUCAAUUGCGUUUUAUUCUAAUGUUGUUAUACAACUUUUGUUGUUUUUAAUGGAUUUAUACAUAUAUAUGAACGUGUGUUCAAACUCGGGCAAGCACCUCUGAAUUUUCUUCAUGUGCUUAAUUUCUGUUUAUAAUUCAUCUCGUGCUUUUCGGUGAAGGAAAACAUCGUGAGGAAACCUACAUGUGUCUAAUUUCAUCGAAAUUCUGCUACACGUGUAUUCCACCAACUCACUUUGGAGCAGCGUGGUGGAACAAGCUCCAAACCUUCUCCUCAAAAAGGGAGAGGAGGCCUUAGCCCAGCAGUGGGAUUUUCACAGGCUGUUACUGUACUAAGAGUUUGUAAAUAUUUAUAUGUAGAAUAUUUAUAGAAUAGACGCUGCGUAUAGCGAGUUAUAGUCGAAUUUAUGGAGGGUUGAAUUGGGGUGUUAAUACAAAAGGGGGUAAGAUGACGUGCGUGACCGUUGGGGUCGUACACGUAUUGCAUUUUAUUAUAUAAUAUGUAUGCGGACAGGUAAAUGCGCCGCCUAAUGCUUAGUGGUCACCAUCGCCCAUUGAUGUAAGAAAUAUUAACCAAUACUUACAACGCCAUUGCGCCACCAAUCUUGGUGAGUAAGGUGUUAUGUAUUUCGUGCGUGUAGUGAACUGGCUCACUCACCCUCCAAAUUGGAACACACGGCGGUAGAAUAUGGGAUGAGAGGCUUUUACACAAAGCCAUGAAAAGUUGCCGGGUUAAAAUUCUGUCAUCGUCAUAAUCAAGGGCAAUAUAAAAUAAGGUUUUAAAUAAUCCUAUAGUCGAAUCCUAGUUCAUUAACCAUUUGUUAUCUAUAUAUAAAAAAAAAACUGACAAACUGACUGUCAAAUCAAUGGACAGCCCAAGCUACUGCGGCUGGCGACAUGAAAAUUUGCAUACGGGUUCCUUUUACGCAGUAGGUUAGGUUAGGUCACAGAAAGAGAGAAAACAUUUUUUAACUAAACAGUCGCUAAGCAAAGUAUAUAAGUAAGGCCGUGAAUGAUUGUUUAAAAUAACGUUUGCAAUAGCUUGUGGAUUUAAUUCACAAUAACCAAAGAUUUAUUUAUAAACGGCAAUAUGUGAAACCGAUAUGUGUUUAUGGACUAAAGUCCACGUGAGGAGAUGCGGGUAGUAAAAUAAUUAUUACCGAAACGGUGAAAAUAAUUUAUAAUAAAUAUGACGACCGUCGACGGCACUUGCUCAAUAAUGCGCAAAAUAUGCGCGAGUAUGAGCAAACAUUGCACAUGAUUAUGGGUUUAAGUCACUGAGAUGCGGGAAUUCAUUAAUUACUAUCUCGAUGUAGUUAAUUGAUGAGAAAUAAGUGAAACUGCUAUGUGGGCUGGGAUUUUAUACAUGAAAUUCUCUGAACACAUUGCACAUGGUGUAAUUAUCGAUUAUAUAGUUAUAUAUAGUUUGCUCAAACAUUGUAUCACGUAUCCUCCACUAAAUCAAACGUGACCUUGUAAUUCACUGUGUUUGCGUUAUUCUCUGGCGACUCUUCCUCUAGGAAGCCCCAACAUUUUCGAUGACGUCAUCUAUUAUCGACGUUUUUCGUACUUUGGGAAUAAGACGGACUCGUGUGCCGUGACGACGAACGUCAUGCUUUCUUCACUCUUGUGUGUGUGUACGUAUACUAUAUUAUUGUUUCCCCGUGUGAGUGUGUACGAAUAAAAUUCGUAUAUUAUUCAUAUUUAUUUAACGGUUUCUAUUAAUUAUUAAUUUAAUCAAUUAUAAAUCUGAAUGUUUCUUGAAUGUGCUUGGUCUAACCAGAGACGGCUACGUUUUUCAUAUAGGCACUUUGACAUUUGAGACAUUUUAUAAUAGGAAGGCGGACGACCAUAUGGGCCACCUGAUGGUAAGUGGUCACCAACGCCAUUAGACAUUGGCAUUGUAAGAAAUGUCAACCAUCGCUUACAAAGCCAAUGCGCCACCAACCUUGACCUAAGAUGUUAUGUCCCUUGUGCCAGUAUUCAACUGGCUCACUCACCCUUCAAACCGGAACACAACAAUACCAAGUACUGCUGUUUUGCGGUAGAAUAUCUGAUGAGUAGGCGGUACCUACCCAGAGAGAUAUUUGGCGUUUGCAAAAAGCCCUACCACCAGUAACAGUUAUAAUAAAUUUUAAAAUUAAGUUAAAUAGUUGUGCACUAUAGUAUGUCGUCUGCAGUUGGCUAGUCUCGUUGAGACAGGCAGCCUUGACCGAAAUCGGACAGGUCAUUAUUAGUAUAGUUAGAAGAUGCAGCUUAACAAGAUACCUCGCGCUGAUGACGUAAUAGACGCAACGGUAACUAAUAUGCUAUCGCUACUGACCGCAAAACAGAUGCGGGUAACACGCGGGAUAGUGGGACGGGGUCGCAUUUCAGCGAGGUGUCUAGUUAAGUAGCAAGUGUUAUGAGAACUUAAAUAAAUUUGUUUUUAUAAAAAAAAAUGAAUUUGUGUAAGAGUAUAACUUUCCUUUUUUUUCGAAUUGAGUGUAGCUGUUGGCCUUAAUAGCAUCUACAGCGUCACUGGGCAGGAGGGCAAGUCUUAAAACACUCUAACCAGAUGUUUGGAGUCUACUUAAGGGCUUGCGCGCGUCCUAAGGGUGCCACCUGUGAGGCUGGACCUCGACUUAGGACCUAAUCGACUUACCAAAUGACACGCGCAAUAAGAGACCCCGACCCCUCCGGCGGGAAAGGAUAUCCUGAUAAAUAUUUAAUAUAAUAGAGGCAUAUGCGUAAAAGUAAUUUGGCCAUCAAUUAGAUAUUUAAGCCAUACAACUCUAUAUAUUAUAAAAUAAAGUCCCCCGCCGCGGCUGAUUUUCAUACGGUUUUCAGCAAUGUACGUAGCGAUUCACGAGGAAUGUUCAAGUGUAUAACUCAUUAAGGUUGAAAAUUGGUUGAAAUAUAACGAUGUUUGUUGAAUGUGUCGGAAAAGACAUAUCAGCUGGGCAUUACGUGUUUUAUAUUUGUAUGACCCUAGCCAACGUAGGUAAUCUCUCUUGAGAUUGGACGCUGUGGCCGAAAUUGGCCUGAAGGACAUUAUUGUAUGACCCUUAUUAGCUAGUAUAAUAUAUAAAGUAUGACCUGACCAGGCUUGGGUUAAAUGUAGUCAAAUUAGUAAUUAAUUAACGAUUAUGAUUGCACCGUGUAAUCAUCACUCACGAUUACAAUUUAACAAAAGUAAUCAAAAGAAAAGUGAUUACAUUUUGUCCAAGUCUGGAUAUGACCAACUAAUAUAUGUGUAACAAUGACACAGACAUUUGGGGUUAAAACUUUCAUAUUAUCUAUUUCUUCUCAAUAAAAUGCGUACGCAAAAUAUGCGCGAGAUUGAGCAAAACAUUGUAUACACGUAACUUCCAUUUUUAUUAUCUGUGGUGUUUGCAGUGUUAGAGGAUAGUGAGUGUAAUUAUUUUUUUAAAUUGUGUAUACGGUUAAAAAAAGCGGGUGAACAUUUCCUGCUAAAACCUGGCAUCCCGAAGUAUACAAUAAAAAACGGAAUUUAGAUCGAAAUUAUCGUGCAAAAUGUUCGCUUAAAUGUGUAAAAAACAAUGUAAUUGUAUAACAAGGAGCUUGUGAAUACGAAACAAAUAAGGUUUUAUAUAAAAAAAAUUCAUAAGUUAAAUAAAAUGUACAAGGCUGUUGAAAUAAAUUGUGUAAGUAUAUAUAUGUACUAAGUAUAGUGUUUGUUAAAAUCGUUUCUGAAAUAAACAUUCUUGCCAUA
This is a messenger RNA of Nymphalis io (European peacock), 5711 nucleotides long. It is a transcript of the gene Coq2, whose product is annotated as 4-hydroxybenzoate polyprenyltransferase, mitochondrial-like. Gene Ontology annotation, cellular component: mitochondrial inner membrane. Lineage: Eukaryota; Metazoa; Arthropoda; Insecta; Lepidoptera; Nymphalidae. The coding region runs from base 257 to 1513 and encodes 418 amino acids. Gene Ontology annotation, biological process: ubiquinone biosynthetic process. The record is from RefSeq and is a predicted model, not a curated record. The transcript has 7 exons. Gene Ontology annotation, molecular function: prenyltransferase activity.